This is a messenger RNA of Oncorhynchus tshawytscha (Chinook salmon), 815 nucleotides long. RefSeq lists its product as uncharacterized. The transcript has 2 exons. Bases 12 to 815 code for a protein of 267 amino acids. Lineage: Eukaryota; Metazoa; Chordata; Actinopteri; Salmoniformes; Salmonidae. The record is from RefSeq and is a predicted model, not a curated record.
AGAUUGAUUCCAUGUGUUCUCUGGUCCACAUUCAGAUUGAUUCCAUGUGUUCUCUGGUCCACAUUCAGAUUGAUUCCAUGUGUUCUCUGGUCCACAUUCAGAUUGAUUCCAUGUGUUCUCUGGUCCACAUUCAGAUUGAUUCCAUGUGUUCUCUGGUCCACAUUCAGAUUGAUUCCAUGUGUUCUCUGGUCCACAUUCAGAUUGAUUCCAUGUGUUCUCUGGUCCACAUUCAGAUUGAUUCCAUGUGUUCUCUGGUCCACAUUCAGAUUGAUUCCAUGUGUUCUCUGGUCCACAUUCAGAUUGAUUCCAUGUGUUCUCUGGUCCACAUUCAGAUUGAUUCCAUGUGUUCUCUGGUCCACAUUCAGAUUGAUUCCAUGUGUUCUCUGGUCCACAUUCAGAUUGAUUCCAUGUGUUCUCUGGUCCACAUUCAGAUUGAUUCCAUGUGUUCUCUGGUCCACAUUCAGAUUGAUUCCAUGUGUUCUCUGGUCCACAUUCAGAUUGAUUCCAUGUGUUCUCUGGUCCACAUUCAGAUUGAUUCCAUGUGUUCUCUGGUCCACAUUCAGAUUGAUUCCAUGUGUUCUCUGGUCCACAUUCAGAUUGAUUCCAUGUGUUCUCUGGUCCACAUUCAGAUUGAUUCCAUGUGUUCUCUGGUCCACAUUCAGAUUGAUUCCAUGUGUUCUCUGGUCCACAUUCAGAUUGAUUCCAUGUGUUCUCUGGUCCACAUUCAGAUUGAUUCCAUGUGUUCUCUGGUCCACAUUCAGAUUGAUUCCAUGUGUUCUCUGAUCCAUGUGUUCUCUGGUCCACAUUCAGAUUGA